This is a messenger RNA of Leishmania braziliensis MHOM/BR/75/M2904, 3300 nucleotides long. RefSeq lists its product as hypothetical. The coding region runs from base 1 to 3300 and encodes 1099 amino acids. The record is from RefSeq and is a predicted model, not a curated record. The transcript has a single exon. NCBI's taxonomy places the organism in Eukaryota, Euglenozoa, Kinetoplastea, Trypanosomatida, Trypanosomatidae.
AUGGCGGUUCGAAAGAAAGGGUGGUCGGUGCGGUACGCCUACCCCUCUCUGGCAAGCAACAGCGGCACCAUUGUGACGUCUGCUGAGUCGCCGUCCUCCUCUCGGUCAGCCGCCUCCGCCGCCUACGCCAACAUCGAGCGUGUUGCGGGGGUUGUGCUGGCACCGCUACUGCCUCUCUUAGGCGAUGGCACUGCGGCCUGCCCGCCCCACUCGCAGGUUCUGCCGGUCCUUCCGCUGAUCGUGGAGUGGCUGUGCACACUGCCCACUGCCGAGUCAGCCGUGCCCCUGGGUCGUUGGCUACCGUGGGUAGUCACGGUUUACGCAGAGGAGCAUAACUGCUCUCGACCUCCGUCGCAGUCACUACCGUUGCCACCGUUGUUGGACCUUCUCCCGCAUCUACUGCGCAAACUGAGCACUCAUCUAGGGCACCCCGCCGCAGCGAAGCUGGAGGUAACGCGAUGUUCACCGGACAUCUUGUGUGAGCGUUGCCUUGCCUCUCUUUUUGCCUUGAGCCACGCUCGCUCCGCAGCAACCAGAGACGAGCUAAGGGGGCCCGCACCAAGGGAAGCGAGUGAGGCCACUGGGAAGACAACACUCUCUCCGGCGCACCUCGCGGCUGAUCAGCACUCGAGGUCAACGCUCGCCGACGUUUUGUGGUGGCACGGCGAGGUACCUUUGCUGCUCCUGACUGGAGUGCGGCGAGCAUUGAAACAGGCGGGGCAGACAGUGGCACUUGCCUCAGCUGCUGCUGCCGAAUCUCUCGAUGCGCCGUCGACGACUAGCGGCGAGUUUUCUACAUCACUGUCACCCCUGCAGCAGGAUCAGUGGUGCUCGUGCUCGUGUCCGACACAUGCGCCGCAUCUGACAGUGGUGCUUGGCGAUGACGAUGUCUACCGCCGCUUCCUGCUCCGCCUGGCAGCGCUGCAGAGCACUUCCCUUGUUCAAGCAGCGGCGUCUGGACCAAGGGAGAUCACUCCGGCACUGGUAUCCGUACGGCUGACAGGGUCGUUGACAAAGGCUGCUGCUGCGGGGGUGAGAGAGUCAUGCCAUGAUCAUGCCCCUGCUCCACUAAACGAAGACCCUGACAUGAUUCUGCGCUUCAUCCAGCCUCUACACGAGUACGUCCUCUUGCUGCAGGAAAGCUCUGCAAAGUGGAGCGGCACGGAGGGUAAUACCGCGACUGCGAUGGCUAACUCGGUUGCUGCCGUGCCACCCGUGCAGCUGACCUUUACAAGUGUCGUUCACAUGCUCAUGGCCAUCUUUGGGCGGCUAGAGGAGCUCAAACAGCAGAGCAGUUGCCGAGGUGCAGCUGCCGUUACACCAGGGCAGCGAGCCCAGGCGCCUCUCUCUGCGUCCACCGGCAGCUCCGUCACCGCAUUCGUGCUGCUGCCGCAGAAGUCCCGUAUCCACACUCUCAAAAGUCUCUGCGAACUUCUUCUCCGUCAUGUGCGUGCCGUGCAGGCCUCGAAAUUACCAUUCAGCCCCACUUCCUCCAGUGCAGCUCCUAGGUGCGCCCCAUGGUUUGUGGAUGUGGAGGUGCACCUGCAGGAGGCCACUCUGCGCCGGCUGUGUGGCGCGGCCCGUGCGUUGGUGCGGGUGGUGAUGGAGGAGCGCCGCCGCAGUCUUGCUGAGGAGGGUCCAGAGGGCUCGGUGCUAACAGCGUCCUCUGUAGCGGCUGCUCAGCAGCAUCGCGAUGCCGCUGGCGGCUCCGGCGCCUCCACGGGAACCACCUGCUCUGCGGCAACCCCGCUAGCAUCUAACAUCUCGUUUGAGCGCACCCUGCGGAGUCUUGCCUUUCGAGUGGUAGAGCCGGCGCUGUGGCGGCUACAGGAAGUGUGCAUCGAAGCCCAGACAAGUGUCCCUGUGCAUGUCUUGUCCUUCGAAGAAUGGCGGUUGUAUUUGGGUCUCGCCAACGCUAAUACGGCAGGGACAGGCGCCCUUGCAGGCCGCUUCACCUCCGCGGCGGUCGAACAUGUUGACCAGAUAUACAGCCCCAUCAUGGCCUCCGCCGUUUCGCUCUUUGAUUGUGUCGGUGGCAGGACUGGCUUGCGCACAGCGCAGCAGGUGCUGCCUCACCCCGGCCAACAGUCCGUGUCUGCCCUUGUGGAGGGGAUCCGGCUUACAGCACUGCAGUGCCUUCUGUUUGACGGGCUCCGCAGCGGUGGGGAAUUUGCAUCCGCCUCCGUCGCGUCUGCCUACCCUCACGAGGACACAGCAGAUUACAUGGACUGGGUCCUGUAUCAUCUUCCACAUGCCUUCUUCAGCGUAUGGCACCGCGUGGUACCGCUACCGGCGCUGACCGAUCCGAUCUCGGCGACAAAUGAGGCGGAGGAGGCUGCCGCGGCUGGCCAGGAGCUCUUACGCCAUCGUCUGGGGCUUCUCACGCUUCUGUUGUAUGUGCGCGUGUUGAGUGCUCGGGAACUGCUGAACCGAGACGCAGCACUGCUGCACGGCGCCACUCUAUCGAGACCACCGACUAAUGUGAAUCCCACGCGCACGCUGAGGUGGGGAGGCGACGUUCCGUCUUCACUCAACUCGUUGCUGCAUUGUAUGACGAAGGAUAGCGCAGCUCUGCCCAUCGGCGGCGACGCGAGGGAUGAGUGGUCCCUGGUGCUCUCUGCCGCGACACUCCAAGAGUGUGUGGUGCCGCCAUUACCGGCUGGCUGCACCGCUCUCUGGGAGCUUGUUGAGGCGCUGCGGGACUUGGCCAACGCCUCAACAGAGACUGAGGAGGCGUCGGAGCCCCCUGCUGCCGUGGCAGAGUGGGUGUGGCUGGGCAGCCCUGAGGCCCUAUAUGAGGCUCUCGACACAUCGCUACUGAAGGACGGCGGCAGCGACGCCGCUGCUGGGGUCUACCCUCGCCACCUAUACUACCUACUGCCUUGGAGCACUCUCGCCCACAGUCAUCAGCCGUGGCGCGUGUACGAUGAGAGUGGGCAAGCGCGUCGUGCAGCUCAGGAAUGGGCGGCGAUGCUGCAGUCAUGGUUGACAGGCUCGUCAUCAAUAGACGACGGUAAGGGGGUUCCAAGCCGACCGCGCCGUCGGCCUGUUGUGCGGCUGGUUAGCAUGGCAGAGGAGGUCUGUUUCUUCAGCUGCAUGCAGCGGCUGUCGACGUUGCAUCUCAGCGCGGAUGUUCGUGUGGUGCACGGCGAUGUGCAGAGGGAGGAGAGAGAGGUGGCUCCCACGGUUCGCCGCGUAUUGACAGCGUCCCAGACAACCAUGGCAUGUGCGUCGUCGUCUGCGGCAGUGGCGGUAAGUGCUGGCUGGUACGCCGAGGAGGAUUAUGACGGACUGGAUUGA